AUGGUUCGAGAAGGGAUUGUGCUUGGACACAAGAUUUCCGAGAAAGGGAUCGAGCUCGAUCGAGCUAAGGUGGAUGUCAUGUUGCAGCUCCCUGUUCCCAAGACUGUGAAGGACAUCAGGAGUUUUCUGGGUCAUGCAGGGUUCUACAGAAGAUUCAUCAAGGAUUUCUCAAAGAUAGCAAGACCCUUGACAAGGCUUCUGUGCAAGGAGACAGAUUUUGAGUUUGAUGAAGAAUGCCACAAGUCUUGGACCUUGCUGAAGGAUGCUCUGGUAUCUGCGCCAAUAGUUCAAGCUCCAAACUGGGAUCACCCAUUUGAGAUUAUGUGUGAUGCAUCUGACUAUGCAGUAGGAGCAGUGCUUGGCCAAAAGAUAGACAAGAAACUCAAUGUCAUCUACUAUGCAAGCAAGACUAUGGAUGAUGCUCAGUGCAAGUAUGCAACCACAGAGAAGGAACUCCUUGCCAUAGUCUUUGCCUUUGAGAAAUUUCGAAGCUAUAUAGUUGGGUCCAAGGUGAUUGUGCACACUGACCAUGCUGCCCUUAGGCACAUCUUCGCUAAGAAAGAUACAAAGCCAAGACUUCUCAGAUGGAUCCUUUUGCUUCAAGAGUUUGACAUAGAAGUUGUGGACAAAAAGGGAGUAGAAAAUGGAGUUGCUGAUCAUCUCUCUAGGAUGCGAGUUGAAGACAUGAUCCCCAUCAAUGAUUCUAUGCCUGAAGAACAGCUUAUGGCAAUCAUGAUCUUGAAGGAGAGUUUUGAUGAGAAAGUCAGGCUGGAAGAAGUUAAGGCUCUGCGUGAUGAGAAUUUGCCAUGGUAUGCUGAUAUAGUGAACUUCAUGGUGUCCGGAGAAGUCCCUAGUAGCUUUGAUGCUUACAAGAGGAAGAAAUUCUUCAAGGAUGCUAGGCAUUACUAUUGGGAUGAGCCUUACUUGUACAAGAGAGGACCAGACAGCAUUUACAGGAGAUGCAUAGCUGAAGAGGAUGUACAAGGAGUUCUAGAGCAUUGCCAUGGGUCAGCUUAUGGAGGUCACUUUGCUACAUUCAAAACAGCAACAAGGUUCUGCAAUCUGGGUUGUGGUGGCCUACCUUGUUUAAAGAUGCAGCAAGCUUACAUCGCAAAGUGUGAUCCAUGCCAAAGGAAAGGAAGUAUCACCAAGAGAGAUGAAAUGCCACUAAACCCAAUUCUGGAAGUUGAGAUCUUUGAUGUAUGGGGAAUAGACUUCAUGGGACCUUUCAAGCCUUCCUCAAACGGGCACAACUACAUUCUGGUUGCUGUGGACUAUGUGUCCAAAUGGAUUGAAGCCAUCCCCUGCCCAGCCUGUGAUGCUAAGGUUGUUAUCAAACUGUUCAGAACCAUCAUCUUUCCAAGAUAUGGCAUCCCAAGGGUUGUUAUUUCGGAUGGAGGUUCCCAUUUCAUCAAUAAAGUGUUUGAGAAGUUGAUGAAGAGUUAUGGAGUCAAGCACAAGGUCGCUACACCUUACCAUCCUCAAACCAGUGGGCAAGUUGAGGUCUCCAAUAGACAGAUAAAGGCCAUUCUUGGAGAAGACAGUGAGCUUACUAGGAAGGAUUGGUCACAAGACUUGAUGAAGCUCUUUGGGCCUAUAGAACAGCUUACAAAACCCCCAUUGGAAGGUCCCCUUUCAACUUGCUGUAUGGAAAGGAUUGCCACUUACCUGUAG
Molecule: messenger RNA, 1674 nt
Organism: Microthlaspi erraticum
Lineage: Eukaryota; Viridiplantae; Streptophyta; Magnoliopsida; Brassicales; Brassicaceae
Source: the annotation of a GenBank genome assembly